Thecamonas trahens ATCC 50062 is the source of this 511-nucleotide messenger RNA. RefSeq lists its product as uncharacterized. The record is from RefSeq and is a predicted model, not a curated record. Lineage: Eukaryota; Apusomonadida; Apusomonadidae. Bases 11 to 511 code for a protein of 166 amino acids. The transcript has 2 exons.
CGAGACGACCAUGAGCGGAGAGGUUGUCAGUCGACAGCCACAGCCAUCACCUAUGGUCCAAGCUGCUGCCCGUACUGGUCUUCACACCCGUGCCCUCGAGCAGGUAGACGCUCUGGAGAAGCAGCUGGAGGCGCUGAUGGGCAAGGUCAUGACAGUCUUGAGUCGGAGGGCUGAGCCGUCCGAGAGCGAGGCCAAGGAUGAUGUGGUUGAAAUCGGCAAAGCGCUGGAGCUGUUUCAUGACCAGUGCGAUGCGGUGUACUCGGAGCUGGUGGACAUGUACGCUGCCGUCAACAUGGAGCUGCUGAGGAGAGAUGGGUCGGACAUGCCGGCAAAGAUCGUCCGGCAUGCACAGCUCGACGACAACGCCAGUCAUACUACCCGCCGCAACGCCCACCCACAAGACAUUCCGGCCGUCAUGGCUGCGGUCCAGGCUCGCAUCGACACCGCAUCGGCUCUCCGGGCAGCCUCCGACGACCUUCUCGCCGCCAUCGCUCCGCCAUCUGACCAGUAG